UAAUUGCCACAGCACAGUAAGACACACGGAGCAACAAUUUCAUCUAAUGAAGCGAAUUUAAAAUUCAUAUUUUUUUGUUAUCAAAUGCCAAGUUCUUGUCCACCAUGUUUGACUAUGACAUCAUUUCCGUGUCGGCGGCCUCCAUCUUGUUUGUCCUGCUGCUGGUCCGGCUGAUUUAUCCCCCCUUACUCCGUGACCUGUACACGGUUUGGAUCCUCAUCCGGCAGGCCCGCAGCGUGAAGAAAACCCUCAAGAGCCGGCAGUUCAUGAUCGACAUCUUCGAGAGCCAGGUGGCCAGGCGGCCCAGCCAACCGUUCAUCGUGUUCCGGGAUGUCAAGCUGACCUAUGAGCACGUGGACAAACAGGCCAUACGGGUGGCCAGAGUUUUGAUAGACCUUGGUGUCAGGCCUGGUGACAACGUGGCACUUGUCAUGUCAAACGAGCCAGCAUUUGUGUGGAUCUACUUGGGCACACAGAAAAUUGGAGCCUGUGUCUCACUCGUCAACCAUCAUCUGAGGGCCGAGGGAUUACGUAACAGUGUGUUGGAGAGUUACCCCAAGCUGGUCAUUGUGGGGGAGGGUUUCGAUGAAGACUUACCUGACCGUCUGGAGAAGCUGGACCCCCCCUUAGAGCUGGACAUCUACGCCUACACACGGCCCUACCAGGACAAGUCCAGCUUCUGUCAGCUGAUGGAGGGGGUAUCAGACCUGCCCCUCCCCGCCUCACACAGAUCACGUGUUCAAUUAUCCGACCCCUCGGCUUUUAUUUUUACUUCCGGGACCACGGGUCUGCCUAAGCCAGCCAUCAUUACCCACAAGAAGGCCAUCCUCUGCAGCCACAGCUAUGCCCCUGUUGGCUUCAGCCAGAAGGAGGUCAUGUAUUUAACCUUGCCCUUGUACCACGCAGCGGCCUUGAACCUUGCCCUGCUCAAUGUCAUCUAUGUAGGAGCCACCCUUGUGCUGAAAGAAAAGUUCUCCGCCUCUGAGUUUUGGUCUGACUGUUGUAAACACAACGUCACUGCCUUCCAGUACAUUGGGGAGAUGCUGCGUUAUUUGGUCAACACACCACACAACCCACUAGAGAAACAGCACCACGUGACGAAGGCCAUUGGUAACGGUCUGAGACCGGACAUCUGGGGCAGGUUCCAGUGCCGCUUCCGGAUCACGCACAUCUACGAGUUCUACGGCUCCACGGAGCUGCCUGCUACCUGUAUCAAUCUCUUUAACGUCCCUGGCAGUGUGGGCAGGUUAACUCCUUUGUUGAGGUGGCUGACCAAAUCGUAUCUGGUCAAGCUUGACCUGGAGACCAAAACACCUUACAGGAAUCAGGAGGGCAGGUGUGAGCUGGUUCAACCAGGUGAGCCAGGUGUCCUGCUGGCCAAACUGACCGGUCUGGCCACGUUUGACGGCUACCUGGGCCCCGCCUCUGAGACCACCAGGCUGAUGGUCAAGGACGUCUUUGAGGAGGGCGACUUCUACGUCAACACCAAGGACGUCUUUGUGCUGGACGUGCACUACAACCUCUACUUCAAGGACAAGAUCGGCGACACCUUCAGGUGGAAGGGUGAGAACGUCUCGACGGCCGAGGUGUCCAACAUCCUCAACACGGCGCGAUUCGUGCAGGACACGAACGUCUUCGGAGUGCCGGUGCCGGGGUGUGAGGGUAAAGCCGGUAUGGCCGCCAUCAACCUUCGGGACGAGGAACAGCUGGACAAGGACAAGGUCCACGAGCUCAGUCAACUGUGUCGGGACAAACUGCCCGGCUACGCCAGACCCAGGUUUCUCAGGUUCCAGCACCAGAUGAGUCUGACCUCGACCUUCAAACAGCAGAAGUCUGACCUGGUCAAGGAGGGAUUCGACCCCAGGGUGGUCAAGGAGCCCCUGUACUACCUAGACAGGGUGACUGACGACUACAAGCCCAUUGAUGCCAAGGUUUUCCAGGAAAUUUCAAAGGGCCAGAUCGCCUUGUGAUACGGGUCAUCGCUGGGAAUUCUUUAAAAACUGACCAGUAGACUCAAAUAUGGCGCUGUUGAUUUGUGUCACGUUAUUGUUACAUUACUGGACUGUUU
Physella acuta is the source of this 2068-nucleotide messenger RNA. RefSeq names its product long-chain fatty acid transport protein 2-like. Gene Ontology annotation, biological process: long-chain fatty acid metabolic process; long-chain fatty acid import into cell. NCBI's taxonomy places the organism in Eukaryota, Metazoa, Mollusca, Gastropoda, Physidae. Gene Ontology annotation, molecular function: long-chain fatty acid transmembrane transporter activity; long-chain fatty acid-CoA ligase activity. Gene Ontology annotation, cellular component: plasma membrane; endoplasmic reticulum membrane. The record is from RefSeq and is a predicted model, not a curated record.